GGUGGCGCUGGGGAGGGGGCUCGCAGAGCCCGGGGAGGGGGCCGGGGCCACCGAGGGCUUGGGAGCAGCGACGGGCGAGCCAUGGCGCUGGGGCUGCAACGCGCCAGGUCGAGCACGGAGCUGCGCAAGGAGAAAUCCCGGGAUGCUGCCCGCAGCCGGCGCAGCCAGGAGACCGAGGUGUUAUACCAGCUGGCACACACUCUGCCCUUCGCGCGCGGCGUCAGCGCGCACCUGGACAAGGCUUCCAUCAUGCGCCUGACCAUCAGCUACCUGCGCAUGCACCGGCUCUGCGCCGCAGGGGAGUGGAGCCAGCCGGGGGUCGAGGGGGAGCCCCUGGACGCCUGCUACCUGAAGGCUCUGGAGGGCUUCGUCAUGGUGCUCACGGCUGAGGGCGACAUGGCCUACCUGUCGGAGAAUGUCACCAAACACCUGGGCCUCAGUCAGCUGGAGCUCAUUGGACACAGCAUCUUUGACUACGUCCACCCCUGUGACCAAGAGGAACUGCAGGACGCCCUGACGCCACGGCAGAGCCUGUCCAGGAAGAAGCCAGAGGUCCCCACGGAGCGGAGCUUCUCCUUGCGAAUGAAGAGCACCCUGACCAGCCGUGGCCGCACCCUCAACCUCAAGGCAGCCACCUGGAAGGUGCUACACUGUUCCGGACACAUGCGGGCCUACAGGCCCCCGGCUCAGACCUCCCCAACUGGGAGCCCUCGCUCAGAGCCGCCCCUGCAGUGCCUGGUGCUCAUCUGUGAAGCCAUCCCCCACCCCGGCAGCCUGGAGCCACCGCUGGCCCGGGGGUCCUUCCUCAGCCGCCACAGCCUGGACAUGAAGUUCACGUACUGCGACGAGAGGAUCGCAGAGGUUGCUGGCUACAGCCCUGAUGACCUGAUUGGCUGCUCAGCCUACGAGUAUAUCCACGCACUGGACUCGGAUGCCGUGAGCAAGAGCAUCCACACCCGUACGUGUGUCCCCUGUCUCCAUGGCUGCCACUGGUCCUGGCUCCCCACAUGCCAGGAGCCCUGCCACCCCCACUCAGCAACAGCUCCCUGCUCCCCAAUCCCCACCAAGGAGCCUUCUCCUCCCCAUCCACCUCCUGCCCGCCCCUUGGCACCCCCUCAGAGCCCUCUCUCUGGCCCUGACCCCUGCCUGCUCCCCUCAGUGCUGAGCAAGGGCCAGGCAGUAACGGGGCAGUAUCGCUUCCUGGCUCGGAGCGGUGGCUACCUGUGGACCCAGACCCAGGCCACAGUGGUGUCAGGGGGCCGGGGUCCCCAGUCUGAGAGCAUCGUCUGCGUCCACUUCCUAAUCAGCCGAGUGGAGGAAACCGGAGUGGUGCUGUCCCUGGAGCAGACGGAGCGAAACUCACGCAGACCCCAUCAGCGGAGCGUCCCCUCUCAGACGGAUGGGCCUGCCUCUGGGGAUAGACAUGACCGGCCUGGUCCCCGGGUCCUGGCCUUCCUGCACCCUCCUGCCCUGAGCGAGGCUGCGCUGGCCGCUGACCCCCGCCGUUUCUGUAGCCCCGACCUCCGCCGCCUCCUGGCACCCAUUCUGGAUGGGGCUUCGGUUGCAGCCGCCGCCCCCAGCACACGGCCAGCUGGGCGGCGUCCCCUGAGCCCUGUUCUGGCUGAUCUCCCAGAUCAAAUGCUUGUGGGCAUGGAGAACACACACAAACCCGUGGUGACCCAGAAAACCCUGGAGGCAAAAGAGACAGAGCUAGAGGUAGCUCAGGAUGCCAAUGGCCUGGACUUGGAAAUGCUGGCUCCGUACAUCUCCAUGGACGAUGACUUCCAGCUCAGCUCCUGUGACCAGCUGCCCAGGGUCUACCACAAACCUGCAGGGACUGUCCCCCGGCCCCGCGCACGGAGCUUCCACGGACUGUCGCCUCUGACCCCAGAGGCCUCUGUACUGCCCCGCUGGGGCAGUGACCCCCGGCUGAGCUGCUCUAGCCCUUGCAGAAGGGACGCCUCGGUGUCCUCCCCUGUGCCCAGGGCUCAGAAGAGGACCCUGGCCCCAAGUUCAGAGGAUGAGACUGAAGGGGUGGAGCUGCUGGGAGUGAGACCCCCAAAACGGCCCCCGGGGCCAGAACCCAACAACUUUGUGCUGCCUCCGCUCAGCCUGAGUUUUCUUUGGCCGGGAGGACCUGUUCUAGGACGCCAGCAGGAGCCCAGCACUUCCCUCCAGGACCUGAAUGAAUGCCUGGGCCUGGGUCCCUCACUGCUCUCUCACUACCCAGUGGAGGAUGCCACCCCAUCCAGGAGCCUCUUCCAGCCGGCAGCAGACUCAGCCCGUGCCCACUGAGCCAGCCUCCCACCCACUCACGUCUCACCUCCCUUCUCCUCCCGCCCCACCACAGGACCUCAGCCACACUCCAAGCCGGCAACCAGCGCACAGGACAGGGGGCUCCCAUCUCUGAAUGGCCCCCUCCGCCAGCCUCGGGCCUACCUCAGCCCCACCCCCCCGUGUGCUCCCACUGUUGAGGGGGCUGCGUGGGGUGGUCUCAGCUCAGUGACCUCUGGGAGGGGGUCCUCAGCCCCCUCCUCCCCUCUCAGGACUUCCCUUGGGGCUCCCUGGUUACCUCAUCACCCGUCCUCUAACUCUCUGAGCUUUAUUUUGGGGAACAAGGGGGUGGGCUGGGGCACAGAUAGGUGUUUGUUUGUUUGUUUGUGUCCUUCUUUGGUUUUGAUUUUUCUUGUCUUCAUGCUAUGGCUUGCAUCACCAUGAAUUACCUAAGGCCCAUAUUCAUGUGGGGUUCCGGCCUCCCCUUUCUCCAGUGUCAGUGGGGGCAAGCACUGGGCCAGACCUCCCCCCCAGAAAUGUCUGCCUGCCCCUUCCACUGGAGUCCCUGCUGCCUCCAACCUCGUCUGGGCAGUGACUCCACUGUGGUAUUCCUAUUUGGGUGGUCUCUGCCAACCUCCUCUGGUUCCACACUGUACAACCUUCUUGGGUUCCAGACUGCAUGGCGUCUGACCUUCACUGGUUCCCAGACGAUGAAGCCUCUUCCUGUUCCUGGGGUCACAUCCCAAUCUCCUCUGGUUCCAGACCACAUAACCUCUGACCUUCAUCAGUUCUAGACUGGGGGACUUUUGCCUUCCCAUGUUCUAGAUCACAUGGUUGCUGGCACAGUCUGGUUUAGACUUCGCCUCUCUGGUUCCAAAUCUUUUUGGUUCUUUUUCAUUCUGGACCUCAUAGCCUCCAAUUCUUCCCAUUUCCAAAUCUUACAAUCUCUACAAACCACUCUUUUGUAGGCCUUGCAGCCUCUAACACACACUGGAUCUAGAGCCUAUGACCAGCCGAGACCCCAGGUUCUAGAAUCCAGCAUAGAACUCUGAUUUCCUUUGGCUCUAGAUUUCUUCCAGCAAAUUCCUCUGGUUCUUAGCCUGACAUCCUCCAAAUUCUGGUGAUUUCAGCUUUCACAACCAAUGAUUUUCCUGGUCCUUGACACCACGACAGCAACCUUUUUGUUGGGUCUAGGCUUUCUGGACUGCAAUACAUUUGAUUCAAAGCCAGACCUAAAUGUUCAUCAUCUUGAUUCCAAAUCUCACGAUGCCCAUUCCUGCUUCCCUCACUCUAUACUCAGAGACUGCCCUAUCAUAAUGACGUAAAAGGAGCUUUAGGCCGUGGCCUUCUAGAACCAGACCUUCAGCAUUCACCAGUUCUAAAGGUCAUAACCUUGACCUCUUGCACCCUACAGCCCAUAUCACGUGACCUGCUGUUUGGUUCUAGAACGGAGCCUCACAUUGUCUUUAGACUCUAAACCCCACCUGUUAAAUCCUUUUGAUUCCAUACCUCACAAAAUCCACCUC
Messenger RNA from Ochotona princeps (American pika), 3800 nucleotides. RefSeq names its product hypoxia inducible factor 3 subunit alpha (gene HIF3A). Gene Ontology annotation, biological process: regulation of transcription by RNA polymerase II; cellular response to hypoxia. The transcript has 14 exons. Bases 82 to 2295 code for a protein of 737 amino acids. The record is from RefSeq and is a predicted model, not a curated record. NCBI's taxonomy places the organism in Eukaryota, Metazoa, Chordata, Mammalia, Lagomorpha, Ochotonidae. Gene Ontology annotation, molecular function: protein dimerization activity; DNA-binding transcription factor activity, RNA polymerase II-specific; RNA polymerase II transcription regulatory region sequence-specific DNA binding.